Messenger RNA from Aquila chrysaetos chrysaetos, 3346 nucleotides. RefSeq names its product tetratricopeptide repeat domain 33 (gene TTC33). The transcript is spliced from 5 exons. Gene Ontology annotation, molecular function: protein binding. The record is from RefSeq and is a predicted model, not a curated record. The coding region runs from base 118 to 903 and encodes 261 amino acids. Lineage: Eukaryota; Metazoa; Chordata; Aves; Accipitriformes; Accipitridae.
CCGCCCGCCGCUGCCGCCUCGCCCUUCCGCUUCCUGCCGGCGGUGUUUGGGGGUGGGGGGUUAAGGGUCGCGCGGGCCUUCCAGCCGGAAGAGAGGUGGCGAGCGGCAGUUCUCCAAAUGGCUUCUUUUGGGUGGAAGAGAAAGAUUGGUGAGAAAGUUUCAAAAGCUACUUCUCAGCAAUUUGAAGCAGAAGCUGCAGAUGACAAGGAUCUGGCUGAUGAUGAUGCUGCUAACUGGGUGCAUGCAACCAAGAGAAGAAAGAAAAUUCUUGUCGAAGACUGUGUAAAGAAAAGUAAGGAGCUGAAGGAUGAAGGUGCAAAUUUGGCAGAAAAGAGGAGGUACCGAGAGGCUAUUCAAAAGUGGGAUAAAGCACUUCAAUUAACUCCAGAGGAUGCUACGCUUUAUGAGAUGAAAUCACAGGUCCUGAUGUCUUUACAUGAAAUGUUCCCAGCAGUGCAUGCAGCAGAAAUGGCUGUGCAGAGAAACCCACGUUCCUGGGAUGCCUGGCAGACUUUGGGACGUGCCCAGCUUGGAUUAGGAGAGAUAGCACUGGCAAUCCGAAGUUUCCAGGUAUCCUUACACAUCUUUCCAAUGAACCCUGAAGUAUGGAAAGAGGACCUUUCCUGGGCAAGAAAACUACAUGAACAGCAGAAGGCAACAAAGACUGAGGCAGUGCAGGCACUGGCAAAAGAAAAAGAGCUUUCACAAGAAUCAAUCCCAGACUAUGACUUUGAAAGUGAUGAAAUUGUGGCAGUCUGUGCUGCUAUCGCAGAGAAGGAGAAAGCUCUUGCAGCAGCUAAAACGGUAGUGAUUGUGUCUGCUUCAGGCACAGUAGAGACUGUUACUGAGAAGGAGAAUUGUCCUACAGCUCCUGAUGAAACCCUUUUCAUCAGAGCCCGAUAGGGCAUCCUUAUGGGUUACCGUACUGGUUUAAGAAGUUAUGUUAUUUAUUGUAUUUGUCUUGCUUUGGUUUUGUUUUUCAAGCAGUGGGAGAGCCUACAAAAGUUAAAGAAUUGAAGUUUUUUUUCUUUUGUAAAUUGAAAAAGCAAUGACCUGAGUUGUUCCUUCCAUAUUUUUGGAGAAGAAAGCCAAGAGUGGAUUCUAAAAAUCUUAUGAACAAAUGUAAUAUUAAAAUGCUUAACUACAUUUAAUCUUUGUUUUUCAUAAUUUUACAAGUUAGUGUCUACAUUUUCCCAGUAAUUAAUAAGCUUUUAUUUAAACUGCAAAUAAAAAGGUAUUUUUUGAAAAUCUAUUCCAACCUGUAUGCAUUAACAUUAUUUUUCUUCCAUUUAAAGUCUGAACUGUUCUCUGUUAUCAGAAGUCUUUAGUUUCAUUAAGAAUACGUUUUUUAUGAGGAAGUUUCCUAGGAAAAAGAGAUGGAUUAUUAUUUUGCUUGUGUGUGUGUAAGAUAGAUCUGGCAUCUGAUUUGUAGUCAGAUGAUAUCAGUAGAAACCUUUAUGUUGCUUUCAUAGGUGAAUGGGUUAAACACUUUCUGAUUAGAUGAAAGGAAAUGCUUUACCAGAAAAGUCCCUGAAUGCUUAGGUAUUACUAAAUGUUUCACCAGAAGAAAGAACAUUCAGCUGAGACUGAAACUAGCCUUUCCUUAUCUUGAGUGCUGUGCUACACUCAUCACCAAAAGUGAAAUGGUGGGAUUUAAAAUAGGUAUGUCUGAAGUGUAUUAUGUUUAGCCCUUUCUUUCACAGUGAGGCUAAUCUGAUAAAGGGAGUCAAUUUGUUUUCCCGAUUUCUUAUGACCUGCCAUUUAAAGUAUGUUCUUAGUGAACCAGUUUUUCAGGACAGCAUUGCCUGAGUCUCCCUUUUUAUCCUCUUUGGAUUUUUGGAUGCUGUGGUGGGUAUUCACACUGUAUUAACUUAGAGGCAUAACGUAGGAGAUUUGCUUAAUGUUCGUCUUUCUUUAGGGGAAGGUAGCCGUUGGUUCUUCACACAGGCAGUUCAGAGAAACAAAAUCAGGCUGUUUCUUUGAUGUGCUCUGUGCUGAGACUGCUCUUUUUCAUUGUCUUGAAAAAUGGUAGAGAUGGUCACCUCCUAAGAGGAAUGAAAAAAAAGGUCAACUGAGGAAUUCCUGGAGAACUCAGGAUUGGGAACACAUCAUUUCUACUUGAUUUUGAUAAUAUUUUGCAUGAUAAAAACAUUUGAAUAAUAGUUUUGUAGACAAGUGAAACCUUUUGAAAUAAGUCAUCUUUGCAUUUUUCAUAUCUGCUUUCUAUUUUCAGAAUAACACAUUUUAAAAGGAAGUAAUGUUGCUUGAGAAGCAUAGUGAUUUUUCCAGUAGAAAGUGUAUUGUAGAAAAAUUAUUUAUCUUGGAUCAUGCUUUCAGUUGAAUAUCUUUAUUUAAGAGGACACUUACAGUCUUUGCAGAAAUUAUCCCUUUCAAAAACUUAAUUGCCAUGUUGUACUUACUAAGUUUUCAUUACUUUUUGCAAGGUUCUUCCUGAAUAUAUUUCUGUAUAUAUGUGAAUUUUUAGAUCGGUGCUUGCACCUGUACGCACAAAAAAUUUUACACUUUUUAACAUCUCCUGACUAUUUAAAAUAAUUACAGCAACUAAAAUAUAUUAAGAAAUGUAAAACAUCACCAUGCUAUAAUUUUAUUUGUUCAUUCACUUCAAAAGUAGAUCUUAAAUGCUUACUGAAUAGGCAUUUGAUUAAGAUACGGUUUGAUAGAUGGUUUAAAUUGUCCCAGUUGAAGAAUUUCUUAAUCUUAUUUUUCCUAACAAUUAAUACAAUCUAUUCAACCAUAGGAAGAGUUAGUAUGAGAAGCAUUUGGACAGAUUUCUUCAGAGACAUUCUCUGGCUAGAAAAGGAAGUAUGCGAGAAGCUGUAAGAUAUGUUUUCGUUUUGAAGGAGCUGGCUAUAAUCCAACACAUCUUUUCUUUCUUUGUGCUUUAUACUUGCGUCAGUGUUAUGUAUUUACUCAUACAGGAAGGACUGCCUCUGUCCUUUCACAGGUCCAUGUUAUCAUAGAAUCUGUUUCCACUGAAAUGAUUCAUAAAAUUCCUAUUGACUUCAGCACUACUGGGUCAAUCUAAUGGAGGGGUGUGCAUCUACACCGUCAGGCAGAACAGCCAUGCCGGGUUUGAGGGGUGGUUGUUUCCAUCCCCUGUACUAUUCUGAUUAGAUUAGGUUCUGAAUUCUAGGUAUUGUCCAGACUGUAGUGUUUUGUAGAGCACUGUAGAGCAGAUAAGUUCUUGUGACAAUGUUACUCUCAAACUUGGAAAAAGUUAAAAAAUUGAUGAUUUCAACAUUGUUUUUUGUACAGCAUGCCGUGUUUUGCAUGUAUGGGAUUUUCUGAAUCUGUUUGAAUAAAAUACUGACUCCUCUGCUGCUUA